GCCCGGAUAACCAUGCUGCGCCACGGACGCUGUCGAUCUGACAACUUCAAGUUAAUCAAGCUCUCUUGGCUGCUCUGGUUCCUCUACAAGGCUUAGUGUCCCGGGCCAUGAGGUUAGGCGUCCAGGCAUCAGCCUCCACCAAUCAGCAUGUUCCGCCAGCCGCUCCGAACUCCUUGCCUAAUUAGGAAAUCGUUGCGCUGCUGAGCUGCUUUCUCGGGGCAUCAGUACAAAAGGCAGUCAGAUCUAUGGAUCAAUUUGAUUCCCAUUCCUCAACUCCCUCACAGGACUUCUGAUAAUCUUUAACCUACAUUUUACCAACAUGUCACAAGGUCCCGUUGGAAAACUGAUCCACGGGGUCACCUCGAGUAUUGGCCUCGCAUCCGAAGUCCACGGAUAUAGAAAGGCGAAGAAGGCAGCCAGAAAAGAGCGAGAACUCGAGCAGCAGCAGCAACAGCAACCCCAAGAGCUAUCGGUCUCCCCCUCUCAGUCUCCGCCUCGGUCUCCCGCUCGAUCUCCCCCUCCAUACGCGGCAUCUCCCGAGGAGCAGGACGGAACGAGAGCAGAAGGCCCCACCGUGGACCAGGGAGUCGAGCGCACAUGGCAACUCGAUGAAGCCCAAGAUGCCAUAGUCGAAAAGACGAAGCCUCGCAAAAGCAAAAGUGGAGUCGCCAACCCGGACAAAGUUCUUGCCGCCUUUCUCCAACGCCGGCCGCCCCCGGAGACAUUGCCAGACAGCAUGUAUCCGGGACCCCGACUCACUUAUCCCGUUGCAAUUCCCCAGCGCCGUCCCAAAGACAAGUCGCGCGGGUUUGUCCGCGCGUACGCCCCAGAGUUGCAAAACAUGAGGGUGGACCAAGAGACCUGGUUGGAUUUCAUCGAGACGUUCAACGAAGCCAUUCUGGCGAAUCCAUGGAUCAACGCGCUGAAUUUGGCGUCCCUUGCAGCUGCACCGUUGCCGUCGCUAAUCUCCACUGCAAUUUCGACGGCGAUUAUGGUUGCGACGACGGUGGCGAUUGAGACCCAGGGCCGCUAUCGACAAAACAAAGCUCUCGACAGACUCAACGACGAAUUCUUCCGUCCUCGCGGCCUCUACUGCCUCGUCAUGACAUGGGACCCGACGUCUUCCAGCGCCCGCACCAACCUCGACAUUAACACCACCAUCCAAAACACGAUGGACAGCCAGGGCAAAAUGUCCCACAAAUUCCAGACUUCGAACGGGGUGACCAACGGAAUGGAAUCCAUGCAGACCGCCCAACUCAUCUUCCCGGAUCUCGACUUUCUCGCCACGGCCACAAAGGACGAGGAGAAGGGUUUCAAGAAGAAGCUGGGGCGCGGCAAGGACUUUAUCGAUGAUUACAACGAUCGGAGGGCGCAAGCAAAGUUUUACGCCGAGAACCCGACAAGCUAUCUCAACCAAGCUGGAAAACCGAAAUUCCUUUCCAAGUACGGUGAUCCGACGCAUCCCAUGCACAACGGGUUAUCUGGAGGCAUUCUGGGAGGAAAUCAGCAGGGCCGUGGCUUUGGCCGCGGGGGCGGCCUGGGCGGCAUGGGCAUGGAUCGAGGAAUCGGAGGUGGUGGUCUUCUCGGGCUGGUCAGUCUGGCCACCCAGGCGGUUAGUGAUCAUAGACAACGAAACGCCACCAACCGUGGGAAUCCACACGCACCGUAUGGGGAUUCUCCGAGGCCUUAUGGAGAACGCGAACAGCAAUGCCAGCAAGCCAGGGGUGCUAAUUCGGGGUACUAUGAUGAACGCGGACAGCAGCACUAUCAGCAGCAAUAUGAGCAACAACACUACCAGCAACAGCCAUAUCAGCAACCGCAACAACAAUACCAACAAACCAACUUUCGUGCAGGGACAGGUGCAGGUGCAGGGGGUCUCAGCCUGAGCAAGCUAUUCAGUGCGAAAGUUCUUUACCUCAUGGUCGUCAACAUGCCGACAGAAGAAGAGAUGGCUCAAGCGCAACGGUUGACUGCGGGCUGGAAUCUCGAGGGUCAGCAGCAACGGUAUUGAGUAUAGUGAUGCGGUGCGGUCGAGUUGGAUUCAUACACUAUACUAUCUACAUGGCGAUCUUUCGGUUACUUGUUCUUGAGCGCAUUAUCCGUGGUGAUUUGGUAGCGUUGUAUAUAUCUGCUUGGCUAUAAUAAAUGUCUAC
Aspergillus ibericus CBS 121593 is the source of this 2153-nucleotide messenger RNA. RefSeq lists its product as uncharacterized. The record is from RefSeq and is a predicted model, not a curated record. Bases 320 to 2011 code for a protein of 563 amino acids. The transcript has 4 exons. Lineage: Eukaryota; Fungi; Ascomycota; Eurotiomycetes; Eurotiales; Aspergillaceae.